Messenger RNA from Sitophilus oryzae (rice weevil), 1668 nucleotides. RefSeq names its product endoglucanase 1-like. NCBI's taxonomy places the organism in Eukaryota, Metazoa, Arthropoda, Insecta, Coleoptera, Curculionidae. Gene Ontology annotation, biological process: carbohydrate metabolic process. The transcript has 9 exons. The record is from RefSeq and is a predicted model, not a curated record. The coding region runs from base 147 to 1589 and encodes 480 amino acids. Gene Ontology annotation, molecular function: hydrolase activity, hydrolyzing O-glycosyl compounds.
UAUCAAGUGGCUUCUACACCAUACAAUUUUACAAUACAACGCGGAUAAUAACGAAGUGCAAGUUAUUUCAAUUAUUUGUUCAACAAUCAAGUGUUAUAACAGGUAUAUGAAUAAAAAUGCCUAUCGUUUAAUUAUUAAUUACUAAGAUGCGAUACUAUUUGACUGUGUUAACUAUUGUCUUAAAGCUUGCCAUAUGCAAUUGUGAAAAUUUUGUUCCUGACUACAAAUUAGCUUUAAAGUAUUCAGUACUGUUUUUCGAAGCACAAAAAUCUGGAAAGUUGCCUUCUAACAAUAGGAUACCAUGGAGGGGAGAUUCGGGUUUAAACGAUAGUGGUGAUAAUGGAGAAGACUUAUCUGGAGGAUAUUAUGAUGGUCCAGAUUUUGUUAAGUUUAGUUUUCCACUUGCCUAUUCAAUUACUGUUUUAUCCUGGGGUGUGAUUUUAUAUCCUGACGUUUAUAAGUCGAUAGGGGAAUACGAAUCAGUAUUAGAUAUUAUAAAGCAUGGUACAGAUUACUUUAUGAAAUGCCAUGUAUCACCCAACGAGCUCUAUGGUCAAGUUGGCGAUUUCAAAACGGACCACAAAUAUUGGGGAAGACCUGAAGAAAUGAAUAUAAGUCGUCCAGCAUAUAAAAUUAAUGAAACUAACCCAGGUACUGAUCUAGCUGCAGAAGUUUCAGCUGCUCUGUCAUCCGCUAGUAUAGUUUUUGAAAACAUUAACAAGACGUACACUGAAGAACUGCUAAAUCACUCAAUAAAUAUGUACAAUUUUGCGAAGGAUUACAGAGGUCUUUCGAAGGAUGCUGUUCCUGGAGCAAAGCAAUUUUACUAUGAAAUAUAUUUUUAUGGUGAUAAUCUAAUAUGGUCUGCCCUAUGGUUAUAUAGAGCCACAAAUAAUACACAAUACAUACGAGAUGCUGAGCUGUGGUACUAUGAUUAUGGACUCCAGAAUUUGACAUCCCAUUAUUUUUAUUUCAACGAUCAUACACUUGGCAUCAGACUUUUGCUACGAGAGAUUACAAAUGAUGAAUCCUAUUUGAAGGCAGUUACGGAUUUUUGCGACUAUUCAAUAGAUAUCGGUUUGCGAACACCGAAAGGACUGAUUUUUAAAAAGAAAUACGGUGUCCUUCCUUUAGCUGCAACCACAUCCCUUAUAUGCCUUGAAGCAUCUAAAUACGAAAAUGGUUCCUUUAAAAAAUACAUGGAAUUCGCGAAAAGUCAGGUUGAUUAUAUGCUUGGAUCAACUGGACGUAGUUAUGUUGUGGGAUACGGAGAAAAUUAUCCUAAAAAACCAUAUCAUGUGGCAAGUUCCUGCCCUGAAUUGCCUGCUCCUUGUGGAUGGGAACAAUACUAUUCAAUUGAUUCAAAUCCGCAAACCGUAUACGGUGCCCUGGUGAGUGGGCCCAAUAUAACCGACGAUUAUUUUGAUUUAAGAGAGGAUAGUUACUUCGAAUAUAACGUUGUUAGCUUAGAUGCAAAUGCCGGCUUUCAGACUGUUCUAGCUGCAUUAAUUCAUUUAGAAGAACAAUAUCAAAGAAUUGAAGAAGAAACUUUACAAGUACAGCCACUCAACAUCACUCAUCUCACAUGAUUAAUCAUAGAUUUAUAAUGAUUAAUUAGUAAUAGAUUAUAUUUGUAUAUUUUGUUAAAAUAAAGUUUUAUUAAGGCAU